AGAACCAAUUCUUCCUCAUCCGCGAAGACUCUGAAGACCAAACCCCAGACCAAGCGACAGAGAGCAGCCAGCCGCCUCCGCCGCCGCAGCCCAUGUCAGGAGGUGGGAUCGCCCGCGGCCGCCUUGCAGAGGAGCGCAAGGCCUGGCGCAAGAACCAUCCCCACGGGUUCGUUGCGAAGCCGGAGACGGUGGCCGACGGGUCUGUGAACCUGAUGGUCUGGCACUGCACCAUCCCCGGAAAGCAGGGGACUGAUUGGGAAGGUGGAUACUUCCCUCUUACCCUUCAGUUCAGUGAGGACUACCCUAGCAAACCUCCCAAAUGCAAGUUCCCACAAAACUUUUUCCACCCAAAUGUCUAUCCUUCAGGGACAGUCUGUCUCUCCAUUCUUAACGAGGAUAGCGGUUGGAGACCUGCUAUUACUGUUAAGCAGAUUCUAGUAGGAAUACAGGACUUGCUUGACCAGCCUAAUCCAGCUGACCCUGCUCAGACUGAUGGUUAUCAUCUGUUUAUCCAGGAUCCAGCAGAAUACAAGAAACGUGUUCGUCUGCAGGCCAAGCAGUACCCUGCUCUCAUUUGAGGGGGCUGCUUGCUAGAUAUUCAUCAUGAACAUCCGCAUAGUUGUUGCAAAAUCCUAAAACUACCACCCCCUUGGAAAUAUGAAGUUUGACCAGAUAUUAUAACCAAAAGCGGGAUCUUUGGACAACUUUCCAUUGUCACCGUGGAUCUUUUGUGAUGUGUGUGAUCACUGAAUCAGGCAUGGCCUGAAAAAACCUGUUUGCUAAAUAUUGAACCGUGCUUAGUGAUGGAUCUGUCUAUAACAUUGAACUUGACCCUUGAUUGUGUGGCAUAUUUCUUCUCGGGCUC
Molecule: messenger RNA, 865 nt
Organism: Brachypodium distachyon (stiff brome)
Lineage: Eukaryota; Viridiplantae; Streptophyta; Magnoliopsida; Poales; Poaceae
Product: SUMO-conjugating enzyme SCE1
Exons: 5
Coding region: 93-578 (161 amino acids)
Biological process (GO): protein sumoylation
Cellular component (GO): nucleus
Molecular function (GO): SUMO conjugating enzyme activity
Source: RefSeq, a predicted model, not a curated record